Vanessa tameamea is the source of this 1290-nucleotide messenger RNA. Its product is annotated as nose resistant to fluoxetine protein 6-like. The transcript is spliced from 10 exons. Bases 1 to 1290 code for a protein of 429 amino acids. The record is from RefSeq and is a predicted model, not a curated record. NCBI's taxonomy places the organism in Eukaryota, Metazoa, Arthropoda, Insecta, Lepidoptera, Nymphalidae.
AUGGGCCAACCGUCGGAGCGUCACGGUAGCAUGCUCACAUUUUCUGAUACAAUAUAUUUUUAUAUUGCAGCUACUGAAUAUGAACGCAUGCCGCCUAUAUAUAAACUCGACGAUUACGACUCUUGUCUACAAAAACCUAGCGACGUCUUCUGUUUAUUGCAUUUCACACUGGUGUCUGAUGAGCCGAGUGAACUUCUCCAAAUUAUUGAGGAAUAUUCAGAAUUUAAACAGUCGCAUUUCAAUCACACAAAACUGAGAUAUGGUGUGUGUGUAACUAAAAAUUGCCAGCGUUACAUAUACAAUAAAACAUCGGUCUCAGACGAAACCCUUGAGGGAUGCCUGAAUCAAUCUUUUUGGGAAGAAUACCAAUUAAGAACAAAAAUAGAACACUAUUCCUGCUCCAGUAUGUUAGCAUGUUUUCUUUUAUCAUUUUCAAUAAAACGAAACUGGAAAAUGCUAACCUCAACGAAACGCCCUUUGGAUCCGCGUUUGCAAAGACUUAAAAGUUUGAACGGAUUGAGAUUGACACCAGCCUAUGCUUUUAUUAUACUUCUGACGGCAACAUGGUUUAAAUUUCUAGGACCUGCACCGCUAUGGGAGGUAACAGGAAAGAUAAUGAUAUCGGAUUGUAGACGGCGGUGGUGGUUAAAUCUCAUAUACAUGAACAACUACGUGUACGACUCCCAGUGCUUGCUGCACUCUUGGUAUCUCGCUGUAGAUAUGCAAAUGCUCUGCUUGGGGCUCGUCCUAUGCGUGCUACUCAAAACCUACAGACUGAAGAGGAAGAUAUUGACGUCUCUUUUUCUCAUUGGUAUUACAAUGGCCGCUGUUCACACCUAUAUUCGGGAUCUUUAUCCCAUCAUGAUAAUUUGGCCGAGCGAAGGCAGUUUAUAUUUCAAGACGGACCCUACUUUUAACGAGAUUUAUAAAAUGGGUCACGCUAACUUUGCCAGCUACAUUAUAGGAAUAUCACUCGGUUACUUCGUGUACAAGUGGCAAAGCAAGGAAAUAAAUAUAAAAAAAUAUUCGAAUUACAGGUAUAUUCAUUGGAUCGUGGGUCCGUUGAUUAUCGCUUCCAUUAUGAGUGGUGCUGUUUUCUAUAGACAAGCGGAGAAGGAACCUCUGUACUUAAGAGUGAUUUACGCCUCUUUAGCUAAACCGACAAUGGCAAUAUUAUCGGCAAUACUGAUCGCUGGAAUGAUUUUCAAAUUGGAGAAAGCUCCUACUGAUGACGGGCGUGUCGCUGAUCUAUGGCUGGCGUCGGCUGUUGAUUCUAAUGUACAAGAUUGA